AUGGCGAGCCGGAAGGAGGAUGAAAAGAAUGAGCGUACUAUACGGAAUUUGCUCAAACUUCCUGAUAAUCGGAGGUGCAUCAACUGUAAUAGCUUGGGGCCUCAGUAUGUGUGCACUAAUUUCUGGACCUUUGUCUGCACAAACUGCAGCGGAAUACACCGAGAGUUUACCCACAGAGUGAAAUCUAUAUCCAUGGCUAAAUUUACUUCACAAGAAGUUAGUGCUCUUCAAGGAGGUGGAAAUGCGAGUGCGAAAGAAAUUUAUCUGAAGGAAUGGGAUCCACAGCGUCAGUCUCUUCCAGAUGGCAGUAAUGUGGAGAGGCUCCGUGACUUCAUUAAGCACGUAUACGUGGAAAGGAGAUAUUCUGGUGAGAGGAGUUCUGAGAAGCCUCCUAGAGGGAAAAUGGGUGGAACCGAGGACUCCUAUGAAAAUCGUAGAAAUGAUAGUUUCCAGAGUGGUUCACGAAGUCCUCCAUAUGACGAUGCCAAUGAACGCCGUCUUAGUGAUAGGCUAAGUUCAGGUGGUCGCAGUCCGGCAUAUGAACAAGAUAAUCGACAAUAUGAUAAAAGAAGUCCAGCCCGAACAGAAGUUGUCAAUGACUGGCGACGAGAAGAUAGAUUUGGGAAUGGGAGGAGACUGGAGGAUAGAGUUUCUGAUGGUGGUUCUAAGUUUGAUAGUAGGUCACCGGACCGUCAAAGAGAUGCUGAUGCAUCGAGCCCCCCUGUCGUCCGACCUGUUAGAGAUAUUCUGGGUGAUAAUGUGUCUCCUCUUCGGGUUCUUGAACCUCCGAAGGGCAAUGGCCUUCGUACCCAGAGAACUGCAUCUUCCAGUAGCUUGGCAUCCUCUAAUGGCAAUGCAACUGAAACCAAAUUUGAAACUUCAUUGAUUGAUUUUGAUGCUGCUCCUGAACCUCCCGCACCUCCAGCAGCACAGCCACCGCAAGCUGCUACUAGUGUCCCUGUAGCACAAACAGCAAUGCCUAGCAAUGAUAACUGGGCCAAUUUUGAUUCAGUGGCUGAGGUGAAAGUAUCUCAGCCACCUGUGAACACCAAUCCACUUGAAUCCAUGCUUUCCCAGUUGUCAGUACCAUCAUCUAUACCUGGUGACUUGACUGGAACUCCUGGAAGUGGCACUGGUUUGCCGACUUCUUCUGCAGCUACCGUUGCAGCUUUCCCCGAUUCUCAACAAGUUGCAUCCUUUGGAUUGCCUUUUGGCAAUGUUGCACCUCCUGCUUCUGUAGCCAACAAGUCAGCUGCUUUUCUAUCAGGUCCCCCAUCUGCAAACACUGGACCUGGAGUGCUGCCCCAGUUAGGUGGCAAUGCCUUUGGAAAUCCUGUUACUGGAGGACAUUGGUCACAACCUCAAACACAAUCUCUGUUCCCUGCUAUGGCUGGCCAACUUCCUGCGCGACCAUCUAUCUCUCCUGCUAUUCAACCAGCAAGCAAUGAGCCAUGGAAUCCGUUAUCUGCACCAAAUCUGCAAGGGAUCCCCGGUGUGGCAACUGUACAAGCCCCACAAACUGUUGUGAACCCUACCUUGGAGACCUCUUCUGGAUUGAAUACGCAGAAAUCUCUGGAGGUUAAAUCUAGUGGAAGAAGCGCACUGCCCGAGGAUUUGUUUUCCAUGAACUUUGCGCAAAUUCCUGUACAAGCUCCUGGAUGGAAUACUGGUCCACCUUUUGGGAUGGGAUUCAACAUGCAAUACAACGUGCCAAUGCCCGUUGCUCCCAUCCCCCAGGCAACAAAGUCAACAAAUCCCUUUGAUGUCAACAACGAUCCUCCUGCUCAAGCAUUUCCGUCGAUGGCUCCGUUGCAAAGUGCAUUACCUAACAUGCCAGCUCCAACGAACCUCCUUCGAACUUCCAGCCUUGGCACCCCUGGAGCUCAUCCGUCAACAAUGCAUCCCAGUUCUGCUUCUUAUGCUUCUGUGAUGCCUUCAAAUGCAAACAUGAUGCCGCAAUUGCCAAGUAACAUGCCAGCAAGACCUCUUGGGCCGAUGAAUUUUGGCAUGGAUGCUGGGGUCUUUGGACAUCUAAGUUCAAAUCAGCCUAUGGGUGGAUUACAGUCAUUACCUGCUGCACCAAAUAACUUCUCUUCUGUCGGUGGAAACCCAUUUGGUUAA
Molecule: messenger RNA, 2121 nt
Organism: Oldenlandia corymbosa var. corymbosa
Lineage: Eukaryota; Viridiplantae; Streptophyta; Magnoliopsida; Gentianales; Rubiaceae
Source: the annotation of a GenBank genome assembly